Molecule: messenger RNA, 3209 nt
Organism: Plutella xylostella (diamondback moth)
Lineage: Eukaryota; Metazoa; Arthropoda; Insecta; Lepidoptera; Plutellidae
Cellular component (GO): nucleus
Molecular function (GO): zinc ion binding
Source: RefSeq, a predicted model, not a curated record
AUCUAAUCUGUGUGUUCUGUCUGUGUUGAUGAAAAAAUAUUGCAGUCGCGAUUUUAUUUACUUAAUUUCACAAUUUCAGUCUUUUUCGUGCAAAUAAUGUGUUAAAAACUUACCACAAUGGAUUACGCUACAAUAUGUAGAUGCUGCAUGUCGCAGCAAAGUACCAAACAAUUGAAUUUCACUUACAAAAACAGCGACGGAGAGUUCGAAAACUUCAGCGAUGAUUUGUUGGAAUGUUUUAACAUUUGGGUGACAGAGACAGAGUUGCCAAGCCACAUCUGUAACUCGUGCAUCCAGAAGCUGCAAGACGCUCUGGACUUCAGGAAAAUGGUGAUCAAAAGUGACGAGGAGUUCCUGAGAUUGAUAGAGCAGGGAGUUGUGCCGUGUACAGUACCUAGCAGAGUAACAGACAAUUAUGAUGAUGAUGAUGAUAUGAACGACGAGACAGAAUCUAUUCAUGUGGAAGCAAAGCAAAAUGAUGAUGAAAAAAAUGUACCUAACAUUUUACUAACUACUGUUAAAGUCAAACAAGAAGUCGUACAAGAGACUGCUGAUGAUGAUAAUGAAAUGAAUGACACACGGGAUUAUUCAACAAAUUAUGGAAGUGUAAAUGUAUUGGAAAAUAAGAACACUAUUGAAGUUCCAGUGAAAUUUGAAAGUCCACCAGCAGGUCCCGCAGUUGCGCCACCGAUGGGGCCGAGCCUACACUUCCUGUUCAUGUCGACCACCGUCAAGCCAUUCCGCUGGUCCUACGGGGUGUUCCAGUGCUUCUACUGCAAGGCAUCCAGCACCGACUACAUACGUAUCCGGACACAUGUAGACACUCACAAAUGCUCCACCGAAGACAUCACAACACUCACCAACAGCGGACUACCCAUCAAACUAGACAUCACUAAUAUAACUUGCAAUGUUUGCCGAAAACCCUACGAGACACUGGCCGAGUUGAUCAAACAUUUGAACGGGAAGCAUAGUUUGGGGUUUGACUAUGAUGGAGUAACUUUGGAGGAGUACAAAGUGGUUCAUUUGAAGUGUCAUCUCUGUGUGAACUCGUUUGGUGAUUUCAACUCGCUGCACGCCCACGUUCUGCAAACACACAAGUUCACAUGUCCCGAGUGCCAGCGAGUGUUUUACAACAAGCAAUUCCUGUUUAACCACAUGACACAGUUUCACAAAGUCGUUUUCUGCACGACCUCAUUCAAAUGCAAGUUGUGCAAAAUAAAAUUCCAGACUAAAGAUCUCUUAGACGCACAUUUCGAAAGCCUCCACCUGACUCCGAGCCUCACAGGGUACAAAGUGCUACCAACUAACGAUCAAGGAUACAUGCAAUGCCCUGUUUGUCACAAUAAAUUUUCGUCGGAGAAAAAUUUGCAAAUCCACAUCGACAAGUUUCACGUUCAGUGUAAGUCGUGCUCGCGCUUGUUCGACUGCUCGACGACGCUGGAGCGCCACCUGGCGGAGGCGCACGGCGACGACGGCGCGACGGAGAGCGAGGACGCCGGCUCCGACGAGAUGGAGUUCGCAGAACCAGACUCAUCCAAAUCUAAUCGAAACUCAUCAAAGACUGGAUCUCGCUCGCUAAGGCGCCGACUCAAAGCCAACGUCGCCACUCUGCUCAACAUGAGCUCCGCCCUUCCCUUCACGUUUCGCUACACGAAAUUCCUCUGCUUCUACUGCAAAGAUCCAUUCCCAGACCCCGAGUCUUUAGCAUCACAUACGACGGAAAACCACCCGGUGUGGGAUGCGGAUAUUGUCAACUUGUCCGCAGCAAACUUCAGAUUGAAGUUAAACGUGUAUAACUUGCGUUGUAAAGUCUGCGAGGAACAGCCGGCAGAUAUAGAUAAACUGUUAGCUCACCUCACGAGUCUACACGGUGUUUCUUUCGACCCGGGACUCAGGCCUUGUCUAGUUCCGUUUAGGUUAGCUCCGGGCAAGAUGGAAUGCGUCCACUGCCCCGGACUCGAGUUUCAGUACUUCAACUUACUGCAUCAACACUUCAACUCCAUGCACGGGCAAGAGAAUGAAGUCUGCGAUCACUGUGGCAAGUGCUUCGACACGAUCGGUCUGCUCAACGGCCAUAUAUUAACGUAUCACACUGAAGGGAAGUACGUGUGUAAAAUAUGCAGUGAAGAUUGUGUGAACUGGCACAAGUUACGCAACCAUUUGGCGAUGGUGCACGGAGAGGAAACAGAGGCAUGUAAGAUUUGCGGGGAGAAGUUCCAAACCCUUUAUUUAAAGCAAAAGCACAUGAUGACAGCACACAACUCUGGACACAAGUGUCCUCACUGCGACAGAGUAUUCCACUUACGAUCGUUCAUGAACAACCACAUACGGAGAACACAUUUAAAGGAGAAAAACGUCCCGUGCCAUGUUUGCGGUAAAAGAUUCUUCAACAAGCUGACUCUGAGCGGGCACAUGGUGACGCACGACGCGAGUCUGCAGAGGCUGUAUCACUGCGAACACUGCGAGAAAGGAUUUACGAAGAAGAAGUAUUUGCGGCUUCAUAUUUCGAGGCACCAUGCGCAGUAGUGGGGCUUGAUAGCGACAAUAAACUCUGUUUUUGUUGGAUAUAAAAGUACACUCACGGGCAAAGAAACAGUUCCAGUUACAAAAUUCAGACACCAAAUGACCCCAAUUUUUAUUAUUAAUUACUUAGAAAUUUGAAAUAAAAUAUACGUUUUUAGUUGCUUAUUUUCUGAUGCAUCGUUAAAUGUAGUUAAAUAUUGCAGAAGGCGUCAUUAAGUAACUGUUUUCCGUUUAGGAGUAAUUUGGUGAUUUUCUCAAUGGAACUUUUUCAUUGCCCGUGAGUGUAGUUAUCGUAUCAAAGGCGGUCACAGAAUGGUGGCCUCGAGUCGGACGAAGAGCGGUUGUCAGACCACCUGCUAGAUGGUCCGAUGACAUCUGCAGGGCUGCGGGGAAGCAGUGGACCAGAGCGGCACAGGACCGGAAGAAUUGGCGUGCAAAAAAAGGAGGCUUAUACGCAACAGUGGGCGAUAGAAGGCUGAUGAUUAUGAAGAUUAAUUUGUACCACGCAAAGAAGCGUUACUGCUUGGUAUCUCUCAUUUAGACGUAGAUACUAACUUAUAAUAUUCUAUUAUAUACUAAUAUCUAUGUAUAACUAUAUCAAUCUGAAAGCUAUGCCACCUCCAGUAUCCUCUUUGUUGUAAAUUAAUUAAAAGUAUAUUAUUUAUCAUAAAUUGUUGUCAAAUAUG